Molecule: messenger RNA, 1069 nt
Organism: Helianthus annuus (common sunflower)
Lineage: Eukaryota; Viridiplantae; Streptophyta; Magnoliopsida; Asterales; Asteraceae
Product: secoisolariciresinol dehydrogenase
Exons: 2
Coding region: 60-902 (280 amino acids)
Source: RefSeq, a predicted model, not a curated record
UAACUUUUCUAGCCCUAUAUAUUACAUCCUUCCAUUCAUUCAUAACCCACAAAUGCACGAUGAAUGAUUUUAUUCCCAAAAGGUUAGAAGGCAAAGUCGCCAUAGUCACCGGAGGUGCAAGCGGAUUUGGCGAAAGCACGGUAAGACUCUUCGCCAAACACGGCGCAAAAGUCUUGAUCGCGGACGUCCAGGACGACCUAGGACAAUCUCUAUGCAACGAGUUAGCGACAACAUUCAACGACGACGUUAUAUACGUCCAUUGCGACGUGACCCAAGAUUCCGACGUCAAAAACGCCGUGGACACCGCCGUUUCCACCUUUGGAAAACUCGACAUCAUGUUCAACAACGCGGGCAUCCCAGGGAACCUAGAUUUCACCAUCCUCGACUCCGAUAACGACAAUUUCAAGCGCGUGUUCGACGUCAACGUGUUUGGAUCAUUUUUAGGAGCUAAACAUGCUGCUAGGGUUAUGAUUCCGGCGAGACAAGGAGUGAUAUUAUUCACAUCAAGUGUGGCAUCAGUUGUUUCCGGUGAGUCACCACACUCGUAUACGAUGUCGAAACACGCGGUGGUGGGGUUGAUGAAGAACUUGUGUGUUGAAUUAGGGCAAUAUGGGAUUAGGGUUAAUUGUAUUUCACCGGGAUCGGUUUCGACACCGUUGGUGACGAAUGCGAUGGGGUUGGGGAAGGCGGAGGUGGAUGAUAUUGUGUGUGCUUCGACGGUGUUGAAAGGGGUGGUGCCGGCGGCUGAGGAUGUGGCGGAGGCGGCGGUGUUUUUGGGUGGUGAUGGGGCGAGGUAUGUGACCGGAGUAAAUUUGGUGGUGGAUGGGGGGUAUAGUACAACCAAUCAGAGUUAUUCUAGGGUUAUUAAACAAACGUUUGAAACCCUAGCUAAAAAGUUAUGAAUUUAUGAUCACGUGAAGAGUUUCAUUAUCCAUGGGUUUUAAUUCGAUAUUUAUGAUGUGUAUUUGUUAAGAGUAUUUAUGUGUAAAAGUGUAUUUGUUAAAGAGUAUUUAUGUGUAAAAGUGUGUGUGAUAUUUAUAUGAGUUAUUUACAAGUGUCCGCUAUAAAA